GCGUGCGCACUCCGCGCGCGCUUCGGUUGUGGAGCGGUCUUGGGCUGUCUGCUCUGCAAAUGGGCUCCGUUGCCUAGCGUCCCCGUCCCCGUCCCCGCCACCCGUGAUCGCGCGCCGAGGCCCGCGAGGGGUCGCCGCCAAGGUUUCCACCAGCCCACAAGCGACAGCAUGGCAGCCAUCCCCUCCAGCGGCUCGCUCGUGGCCACCCACGACUAUUACCGGCGCCGCCUGGGUUCCACUUCCAGCAACAGCUCCUGCGGAAGUGCUGAGUAUCCCGGGGAAGCCGUCCCUCACCACCCGGGUCUCCCCAAGGCUGACCCAGGUCACUGGUGGGCAAGCUUCUUUUUCGGGAAGUCCACUCUCCCGUUCAUGGCUACAGUGUUGGAGUCCCCAGAACGCUCGGAAUCUCCCCAGGCCUCCAGCGGUUCGAUCCCCUGUGACCCGGCUCUGGAAGCCAUGAGGAAGCAACCUGGUGGCCAGCCUGGCACAGCCAACACCGGUCCCCAAUCCUGAGUGGCCCCUGCCAGGCUUCAGGAGGCACUAGGCUCAGGAGAGCCCCCCCCUUCCCCUCCCCUCCCGUCCCCAUCCCUUCCCUCCCCUCCUCUUCCCCCCUCUCCCCUCUCCUCCCCUCCUAGACUAGGGGGGCUGCGGCUAAGCACUUGGGUUCUUUUAUAUCAAAAUAACAAAACACCAAAAAGGAAGUUAAGAGAACCCCACUCUUUACUGUCCCAGCCACACGCAAGCCUCCCCGACACCCUGUAACCGUGUGCCUUGCACCAAGUGGAAAAUAAACUCCAAGCAGCCAGUA
Suricata suricatta (meerkat) is the source of this 808-nucleotide messenger RNA. RefSeq names its product pancreatic progenitor cell differentiation and proliferation factor (gene PPDPF). The record is from RefSeq and is a predicted model, not a curated record. Gene Ontology annotation, biological process: multicellular organism development; cell differentiation. Bases 169 to 513 code for a protein of 114 amino acids. NCBI's taxonomy places the organism in Eukaryota, Metazoa, Chordata, Mammalia, Carnivora, Herpestidae. The transcript is spliced from 5 exons.